CAAUCAUACGCAGGACCCACUCGACUGACGAUCAGUCGAUCACCGCUUGAUAUUUCUCUUGGUGUCGAUCAAUUGAUUGAAGGCGACUCCUUUUUAUUCCUUCGAGUUCUUAAAAUUCCUCUUUUUCUCCCCCAAAUCGGGAGUUCGUCUUCAAAUUAGGGUUUUCGAUUCGCCCAUGGCUAACAGGCACACUAUUAUCCUUAUGCAGACAUCUCACAAUAGAGCAACUAGAACAUUUAUGGACUAUGAUUCCAUAACUCAAGCAAUGGAUGGAAUCUGCGCGCUUUAUGAGAGAAAAAUCAAGGAUAUUAAUCCAACCGUCAGAAACAUCACCUAUGACAUUGCUGAUCUUUACAACUUCAUCGAUGGCCUUGCAGAUCUGAGUGCACUAGUCUUUGACCACUCAAUUCACGCUUACAUACCAAAUGAUCGGCAAUGGAUUAAGCAGCGCAUGUUUCAGCACCUUAAGAAACUUGCUUCACGUUAGAAGAUAUCGUUCUCAGUCUGUCCCUGGGAGAAAGGACAGAAGCAUGGAUUAAUAUGUUGUAUUAAGUUUCUCUUGUUUAAUUCUAAUCAGAGGUACCUGCCUUGCUUAAGAAUGUGUGCAUAUGGCUUGUUGGGUGUUUUGGAUUAAUAUCUGUUUGGGAUUGUACUUUUGACUCUGAUCUUGAUUUUGAAGAUGAAAAUAUAGUCAUGAUAUGCCUGGUUUUUUCCUUUU
Messenger RNA from Asparagus officinalis (garden asparagus), 718 nucleotides. Its product is annotated as enhancer of rudimentary homolog. The record is from RefSeq and is a predicted model, not a curated record. Lineage: Eukaryota; Viridiplantae; Streptophyta; Magnoliopsida; Asparagales; Asparagaceae. The transcript is spliced from 4 exons. The coding region runs from base 176 to 487 and encodes 103 amino acids.